CGAAUUGAUCUCCCCAUAUCAGCUGAAGGAAAUGAUUUACGAAGGAUUCUCCGAAGCUGAAAUCGACAAACGUGUCAGUUUUUCGUUGGAGACAACAUAUGGAGUUCAAUGGGAUUGUCAUGUAACAAAAGCUAACAUUCUGCAGAUCGAACCAAUUCCUAACGAUGAGGCAAUAUUUCAAUUUAUCCAUGAGUUGGUAGUCAUCAUCGACCAUCCGGAUUACUCACAAUCGAUUCGUAAAGUAUUCCAACUGGAUAAGGCUAACGGUUCGAUUUUCGAUGUGGAAGAAGUGACUCGUAUCGUGGAUCAUGGUUACUGCAGCAAAGAUGGGGAUCUCAUAAUUUGCAUUGGUAUUCGUCCUGCCAAUGCUCUGAUUGAGAAGCAAUUGCUGAAACAUCUGUUGGAAAAAAUGGCUUCCAAAAUCGAAGAAUACGAUGACGAGUACUCCAUACAACGUUACCAGAUAAUGUCAAAUGGAUUUGGAAAAGAUAACAUAGUUAAGUGUCCGACAAUCUAUGACGUUAACAGUUGUUCGUGGAGUUUUGGAAUAAAAAAAUAUAGCCGUUCAUCUUUGGGAGUAUACAUACAGUCGUCGAAUUACAGUGCAACAUGCAGAGCCUUUAUGGAAAUCAAGUACAAUAAUAAUAAGGCGAUUAUUCAACGAUGCUCAUUGCAAUAUUUCGGACGAACAGAUUACGGUAAGAUUCUUCAUAGAUUUGACAAAUUGGACGAUUUGGACAACGAAGAUAUGCUUCUGCUCCGUUACGGCGUGCGCGCUUUGCCGGAUGCGCCUUCCUAGGGCGAAUAAAGCAACCGCAUAACUUUUUUUUCAUUUUUGCGCUGUAUCUCUAACAUCUGCUGUUCUUUCUUAUUGCACCAUGAAGACGUUGUUAAAACAUUCACCAUGAAUGUUGGAUUUAGAGUUUUAAGAGAUUUAAGAGAAAGUGAUCAUAUCUAUUUGUUUCUUAUAUGUAUUGCAAAAUUUGAACUCAACAAUGAACAAGUUGCUGUACGAAUAAAACUG
Molecule: messenger RNA, 1024 nt
Organism: Aedes aegypti (yellow fever mosquito)
Lineage: Eukaryota; Metazoa; Arthropoda; Insecta; Diptera; Culicidae
Biological process (GO): negative regulation of centriole replication; protein autoubiquitination
Cellular component (GO): peroxisome; aggresome
Molecular function (GO): ubiquitin protein ligase activity; tumor necrosis factor receptor binding; zinc ion binding
Source: RefSeq, a predicted model, not a curated record